AUUAAUUCAACACCAUAACAAAUCAUCAAGCAAUCAAACAGCGAAUCUCUUCAGAGGCGACACUCUUCCAUCCAAAUUAUCAUCACUGAACAAACCACCAGCCCAACACACCACACAACCGCAAAAAUGGGCGCCGUCGUCUCUUGCAUCCAAUCCGUUUUCCGUACUAUCGGUAACUGCCUGACCUCUAUCAUCUCGGGCAUUGGCGGUAUCCUCCACGCCAUCAUCGGCGGUAUCGUCUCUUUCUGCAACAUAAUUAUCAGCUUCCUCACCUGCGGCUACUGCGGACGCCGCGGCAGCGGCGGCGGUCGCCGGUCGCGCCAUACGACCACGACUAGAAGUCGAGUCUAAGCCGGCCCUCAUCUGCGAAUGUUCCGGAUGGACAGCCUACAAUCAAGCGUCUUGCCGUUCACAGAUCGAAUGAGGGAGACGUCACACUUUAUGAUAUGAGCAUUCACGAGCAUUCGAUUCGAAUUCUUUCUGCCAGAGAGAGGAGGGGCAACCAGGGGAGGAGGCAUGGAUACCUGCGACUGCUUUUAUCGAGCGUGCGCGAUCAGCUUUGACAGCAUACCCGAGUUUCUUUUUUCUUUUCCACGAUACCCAUAUACCAAUCAGCUUAGCUUCAAUGGUAUUACAAGAUAUCCACAAUUUCCUACUCCUUGAGAAACAUGAUGUAAACCUGUUCAGUACACAUUUGUGAUGGUGUUAACCAUUUGCACUUUGCCGCUCCUCUGAAUUCG
Messenger RNA from Colletotrichum navitas, 740 nucleotides. RefSeq lists its product as uncharacterized. The transcript is spliced from 2 exons. NCBI's taxonomy places the organism in Eukaryota, Fungi, Ascomycota, Sordariomycetes, Glomerellales, Glomerellaceae. The record is from RefSeq and is a predicted model, not a curated record. Bases 127 to 351 code for a protein of 74 amino acids.